Molecule: messenger RNA, 1216 nt
Organism: Lycium barbarum (goji berry)
Lineage: Eukaryota; Viridiplantae; Streptophyta; Magnoliopsida; Solanales; Solanaceae
Product: high mobility group B protein 2-like
Exons: 3
Coding region: 123-908 (261 amino acids)
Source: RefSeq, a predicted model, not a curated record
UCAUUGUGACUCUCAAGUAUGAGAUUGCCUUUGAGUCCCUCCCUGAAGCCCUUCUUACCUCUUUGUUUGCCUCUUCUGAUUUCAUCACGAAAGGAGGUAAAUCUGAUGCCAAAGCAGAUAAUAUGCUUGGCAUGAAGAAGAAAGCUCCAGAGACUAAGAAAGCGAAUGAAGUAAAAAUGGAGGCAGUAAUUUUAUUAGAUUCUGAGGAAGAGAGGGUUGGUCAAUCCAGUGGCUCCAAAGAUGGGGGAAAUCCAUGCUAUUCACAUCCAGGUGGUAAAUCCGAUGCCAGAGCUGAUAACAUGCUCAGUGUGAAGAAGAAAGCUCCCGAGACUAAAGAAGCGAAGAAAGUCUUAACGGAGCUAGUAAAAUUAUCAGAUUCUGAGGAAGAAAACGUUGAUCCAUCCCAUGGAUGCAAAGAUUGGGGAAAUCCAUGCUAUUCACAUCCAGGAGGUAAAUCUGUUGCCAAACCUGAUAACAUGCUUGGCAUGAAAAAAGCUCCCGAGUCUAAAGAAGCAAAGAAGGCUACCAAGGAUCCUAACAAACCUAAGAGGCCACCUGCAAGUGCUUUCUAUGAAAAACGAGGACGGAAAUCUGCCAAGGAUCCUAACAAACCCAAGAGGCCUGCAGGUGCUUUCCUCCUUUUCAUGGAGGAGUUCAGGAAGCAGUUCAAGGAGGAGCAUCCAUGCAAUAGAACUGUGGCCACUGAAGGUAUAGCUGGCGGAGGCAAGUGGAAACAGUUGUCAAAUGCUGAAAAAGCUCCUUACAUGGCUGAGGCAAAGAAAAGGAUGGCGGAAUAUCAUAAGAACAAGGAUGCUUAUAACAAGCGAGUAGCUGCUGGAUCUUCCGGAGAAGAGGAAUCUUACAAGUCAAUGUCCGAGGUUGAUGAGGAAGAUGGGGAUGAUGAUUGAAGAAGUUUUUAGCGGAUGAAGCAAUUGGUGAGGAAGUUCGUGUAAUAUCUUCUAUACAUGGCCUCUUCUUUUCACCGUAUAAAUCUUGCAAUUUAUUUGCUUUUAUUUUUAGGGGUUAAAGAUUAAUUCAGAGCAGCUUCAUGUAAAGCUCAAUAGUUUAUGUACAAUUUACUUUGAUGCUGCCUAAUCCUAAUUCAGCUAGGUGUUUGUCCUUUUGGCUAGUUUGUUGGUAAGAUAUCUUUGUUAUUGAUAUAUAUGCUUCCUAUUGUAGUUGGGAUAGUUUCUGUUCUACCUUUCUCUAUAAGGGU